Messenger RNA from Cuscuta campestris, 1243 nucleotides. NCBI's taxonomy places the organism in Eukaryota, Viridiplantae, Streptophyta, Magnoliopsida, Solanales, Convolvulaceae. The record is from the annotation of a GenBank genome assembly.
AUAGGAGGAGGAGGAUGGACUUUCCUUCGUUCCAGACGGUGGUUUGGCAAUCCCGGUUGAGGACUUUCGCACAUGGACAGUGGUUGGGCAUUUUCUCACCAACAAACCGUUCAAGUUCGACAUCAUGCAACAAGUUCUUGCUUCAGUUUGGCGGCCAGCUAUGGGGGUAAGAUUCAAACAAGGCGAAGGAUGGCUGAUUUGGUUCUACUUUUACCAUGAGAAGGAUGCCAAACGUAUACUUGAUGAAGGACCUUGGUCAUUUGAGAACAAUAUGCUUCUGUGUCGCCUUGUUCAGCCUGGAGAAACGGUCACAGCUGCAGAUUUACAGUGGCUAGAGCUCUGGGUUCAAGUGCAUUACCUUCCUCCAGGGUAUACUUCCCCAGCAGUUCUUGAGGCAGUGGGUAAGUUUUUGGGUCAAUUUCGUAAGAUUUAUGUAGCCAAUACUUUUAAAGCUUUCCAAGGAUUCUUUCGGGUGCGUGUGGCCAUUGAUGUUCGUAAACCGUUGAAACGAAAGAUGAAGCUAACGAAGAGGGAUGGCUCUGUAGUGUGGGUUCUCUUCAAAUAUGAGAGGAUUACUCUUUUCUGUUACUAUUGUGGCAUCCUUGGGCAUUUGGCGAAGCACUGUCGUGCAGCACUUCUUUCCUCUUUGGCCCCGGAGAGCUACCUUUAUGAUGAGUCACUCAAGGCAGGGGGAAAGAAGGCUCUCUUAUCAGUUGGAGAGCAAUGGAUCAGGCGUGUAGACCCUGUUAAUGUGGGGCAGUUGGCAAAACUACAGUCGGUUGGUGAAAGCUCUGGGACUGAAGAUGACAUAUCCCUUGCGUUGGCAACUAAACGUAAAAGGGGGAACAAGGUGGGAUUUAAUGUUGUUGCCAAUGAAACCUUGAUGGAUGAUAGUUCAAAAAACUUGUUUGGGGCGGGUGCUGGUUUCCAGACCCUCUAGGAUCAAUGAGCAUCAUUAGCUGGAACUGUCGUGGGUUGGGCAACCGACAGACAGUUAAAGAAGUGGCUGAAUUAGCAGCCGCCAAAAAGCUCGAUUUUAUAUUUUUUAUGGAAACAAAAGGCUCAAGAAGCAAGGCAAAAGAAUUGUGCUUGAAGCUAGGUUUUGAGGGUUUAUUCUUUGUGGACAGUGUGGGAUUGAGUGGGGGUCUAGUAUUACUGUGGAAGGAGAAGAACAUAGCCAACCUUAUUAGUUAUUCUUGUUAUCAUGUGGAUAUUUCUGUUUCAAUAAAGAAUAUGCCAACAU